Messenger RNA from Parnassius apollo (apollo), 1764 nucleotides. The record is from the annotation of a GenBank genome assembly. NCBI's taxonomy places the organism in Eukaryota, Metazoa, Arthropoda, Insecta, Lepidoptera, Papilionidae.
AUGCAUAGAAAACCAGCUAAAAUAUUAUUACCUAUCGAGUCUGAUUCUAGCGCUAAUUUGAAAAGAGAAAAUGUUAUAGAUUUAGAUUUUAAAAAUAAAUCUGAUAGCGAUGUAACAAAUUCGGAAAAUUUGAAAUCAAUUGCGAAUGUGUCAUUAACAACAAAAAAUAGAUUCAAAGAAGUAAGAGAUAAAAAAGAAACAUUAAUGAAGAAAAGAUUAUUUUACCUUAGUCAGAAGAAAGUUUUUGAUGAUAAUAAUGAAAUCCUAUAUGACAAACUGAAAGACAAAGACACUAAGAUAAGCUCACUUUUGGUGAAAUUAAAAUCUAAAAAGGAAAGAAAGCGAUCAAACCAAAUACUUGUUGAGGGUUGGCGUUUGAUUGUCGAUGGUUUGGAAGCAAAAUGUAAUUUACAUUACAUAUUAUUUAGCCAAGUAGGGGAUCUGAAUAAUUUAAGGCCAUUUUUACCACAAACUGGAGUGCAGAUAUUUAAAAUUCCAUACAGAGAAAUGGAACUUUUUUCUGAUGUGGAAACUUGUCCUGGAAUUUUGGGUGUAUUUGAAAUGCCCACUCCAGAAAAUGUUAAAAGGUUAUCAAAACCACUACCACUUCAAUUCUUGUGUGAUAAUAUUAGGGUGCCAGGAAAUUUGGGUGCCAUUCUUCGAGCAGCUGUUGGAGUUGGUUGUGAAAAAGUCUUACUAAGCAAGGGAUGUGUUGAUAUGUGGGAUUCGAAAGUGAUCAGAAGUGCAGCAGGAGCUCACUUCAGAUUGCCUGUUUAUCAUUCGAUAGAUUGGGAGGAAAUACCUCAACAUUUGCCUGAAAAUACUUCACUUUUUAUAGCUGAUAGUAACACGAACUUAUCUGAAAAUGACCCUGCAGAACAUAAAUUAGAUGUUGGGUCAUGCUUACCUAUAUUGCCAUAUUAUGCAGUUGAUUUCGCCUCAUUAAAACAUGUAACACUCAUUAUAGGAGGAGAGACGGAAGGUAUAAGUGAAAUGAGCUAUAGGUUAGGAACAACAAAUAAUGGCUUACGGAUAAAUAUUCCUCUUCAAAGAGGUGUCGAUAGCUUAAACACGGGAAUGGCAGCAGCAGUUAUUGCAUUUGAAAUUCGAAAACAGUUGAUUCAGGCUGCAACAAAAGCAAAGUUAGACAGAUGUGUAUUUGAAAUGCCCACUCCAGAAAAUGUUAAAAGGUUAUCAAAACCGCUACCACUUCAAUUCUUGUGUGAUAAUAUUAGGGUGCCAGGAAAUUUGGGUGCCAUUCUUCGAGCAGCUGUUGGAGUUGGUUGUGAAAAAGUCUUACUAAGCAAGGGAUGUGUUGAUAUGUGGGAUUCGAAAGUGAUCAGAAGUGCAGCAGGAGCUCACUUCAGAUUGCCUGUUUAUCCUUCGAUAGAUUGGGAGGAAAUACCUCAACAUUUGCCUAAAAAUACUUCACUUUUUAUAGCUGAUAGUAACACGAACUUAUCUGAAAAUGACCCUGCAGAACAUAAAUUAGAUGUUGGGUCAUGCUUACCUAUAUUGCCAUAUUAUGCAGUUGAUUUCGCCUCAUUAAAACAUGUAACACUCAUUAUAGGAGGAGAGACGGAAGGUAUAAGUGAAAUGAGCUAUAGGUUAGGAACAACAAAUAAUGGCUUACGGAUAAAUAUUCCUCUUCAAAGAGGUGUCGAUAGCUUAAACACGGGAAUGGCAGCAGCAGUUAUUGCAUUUGAAAUUCGAAAACAGUUGAUUCAGGCUGCAACAAAAGCAAAGUUAGACAGAUGUAAUUAA